Vidua chalybeata is the source of this 1600-nucleotide messenger RNA. It is a transcript of the gene BYSL, whose product is annotated as bystin like. Gene Ontology annotation, molecular function: snoRNA binding. Gene Ontology annotation, biological process: rRNA processing. The transcript has 7 exons. Bases 1 to 1317 code for a protein of 438 amino acids. Gene Ontology annotation, cellular component: preribosome, small subunit precursor; cytoplasm; nucleolus. The record is from RefSeq and is a predicted model, not a curated record. NCBI's taxonomy places the organism in Eukaryota, Metazoa, Chordata, Aves, Passeriformes, Viduidae.
AUGCCCAAGGCCCGGCGGGCGCGGGGCUCCGGCGCGGCCCCGGCGCUGCCCUUGGCCGAGCAGAUCCUGCAGGACGCGGCCCCGCGGGCGCGGGUGCGGGAGAAGCGCGGGGCGGAGGAGCAGGGCGGGGAUGGCGGCGGGGACGGCUUCGUGGACGCGCGGCUGUCCCGGCGCAUCCUGGAGCAGGCGCGGCGGCAGCAGGAGGAGCUGGAGGCCGAGCACGGCCCCGGAGCGCCCGCAGCCCCCCGGCAGCGCAGCGCGGUUCUCGGUCCCGGCUCGGACUCGGAGGAUGAUGAGGAAUGGCCCUCGCUGGAGAAGGCGGCGGCGGCGGCGGCCGCGGGACGGAGCGGGGACUACGGCGGGGAGGUGGAGGUGGACCCCGAGGACGAGAAAGCCAUCGAGAUGUUCAUGAACAAGAACCCGCCGCUGAGGCGCACGCUGGCCGAUAUCAUCAUGGAGAAGAUCACGGAGAAGCAGACGGAGGUGGAGACGGCGCUGUCGGAGCUCUCGGGCUGCCCCAUGCCCCAGCUCGACCCCCGCGUCCUGGAGGUCUACAGGGGUGUCAGGGAGGUGCUGUCCAAGUACAGGAGUGGGAAGCUCCCCAAGGCGUUUAAAAUCAUCCCUGCCUUGUCCAACUGGGAGCAGAUCCUCUACAUCACUGAGCCAGAGACGUGGACAGCUGCUGCCAUGUACCAGGCCACCAGGAUAUUUUCCUCCAACCUGAAGGAGAGGAUGGCCCAGAGGUUCUACAACCUGGUGCUGCUGCCGCGGAUCCGGGACGACAUCGCCGAGUACAAGCGGCUCAACUUCCACCUGUACAUGGCUCUGAAGAAGGCUCUGUUCAAGCCAGCGGCCUGGUUCAAGGGGAUCCUCAUCCCGCUCUGUGAGUCCGGCACCUGCACGCUCAGGGAGGCCAUCAUCAUCGGCAGCAUCCUCACCAAGUGCUCCAUCCCUGUCCUGCACUCCAGCGCGGCGCUGCUGAAGCUGGCCGAGAUGCAGUACAGCGGUGCCAACAGCAUCUUCCUGCGCCUGCUCAUCGACAAGAAGUACGCGCUGCCCUUCCGUGUGCUCGACGCCCUGGUCUUCCACUUCCUGGCCUUCCGCACGGACCAGCGGCUCCUGCCCGUGCUGUGGCACCAGAGCUUGCUGGCCUUGGCCCAGCGCUACAAGGAGGACCUGUCCUCGGAGCAGAAGGAGGCCCUGCUGGAGCUGCUCAAGUUCCACAGCCACCCCCAGAUCUCGCCCGAGAUCCGCCGGGAGCUGAUGAACUCCAAGACGAGGGACGUGGAAGGGGAGCAGCCGGUGGCCAUGGAAUGAGCAGGGAAGGGCUGGAGCCUGGCCUGGGCCUGGCAUGCUGCUGGAUGGAGCCUGGAGCAGGAGCGUCCCUCCUGGAUCCCGCUGCUCCGAGCGGUCACUGGGAACAGGCUGUGCCCACAGAGCUGCACUGAGCGCUCUGUGCUGCUGUCACGGGCCAGGGCAGCCCCUGUGCCAGCCAGGAGCCCGGUGCCACCAGCACUGGGAUGCUUUGGCUUUGUUCCUGUACUCGGAAAUAAAACCAGAGCCGUGUCAGUCAGGGCUGGCUCUGCCCGGCGUGGUCCCA